Messenger RNA from Dothidotthia symphoricarpi CBS 119687, 678 nucleotides. RefSeq lists its product as uncharacterized. Gene Ontology annotation, cellular component: mitotic spindle polar microtubule; mitotic spindle; DASH complex. The transcript is spliced from 2 exons. NCBI's taxonomy places the organism in Eukaryota, Fungi, Ascomycota, Dothideomycetes, Pleosporales, Dothidotthiaceae. The record is from RefSeq and is a predicted model, not a curated record. Gene Ontology annotation, biological process: mitotic sister chromatid biorientation. Bases 1 to 678 code for a protein of 225 amino acids.
AUGGCGUCGACGACCCCCACCCACGAGCCGCCCUCGUACCGCCGCAAUCGCUCCAAGUCGCCCGGCCUCCGUCCAACAACACCCUUGCGUCCUUCAUCCCGCAGCUCCCUACGCGACAGUGCCCAGCGCGGUCGCGGCGCGUCUUCGUCGCAGAACCCCUUGUCGCAUCUGCAAGAUGGCUUCGCCGAGCUCAGCGACGCCAUGGCAGACUUGGAGCAGAACUUCGUACAGCUGCAGCUGAUGCACGAGAGUCUUGCCCGCUUCUCCGAGAGUUUUGCAGGCUUCUUGUAUGGCCUGAACAUGAAUGCUUUCUGUGUUGAUUUCCCAGAGGCACCGAUUCCCGAAUCAUUCAAACGCACCCUGUACCAGCACGCCGAGCUCACUGCCGCGAACCUCAACCGCUCCCAAGGCCCGGAGGACAUGGAGACUACAUUUCUCACUACCGAUACGUCCUUCGUCGAUAACCCGCCGAGUAGCAAAAUGGCUUCAAGAUUCCAACCACCUCAGACCCCGACACGUGCUUCGAAAACGUCAGGCGUCGCCAGAGGGAGAGGAGGAAUACCACGGGCUGGUGGACGAGGUGGAGGCAUUCCUACGCGUGGCGGUACGACACGGGGGACACGGGGAGGUAGUGGAAUUGGCAGAGGCGCUGCUGGAAGAGGGAGAGGUGAGCGGUAG